Messenger RNA from Radiomyces spectabilis, 1749 nucleotides. RefSeq lists its product as uncharacterized. The transcript has 2 exons. The record is from RefSeq and is a predicted model, not a curated record. The coding region runs from base 1 to 1749 and encodes 582 amino acids. Lineage: Eukaryota; Fungi; Mucoromycota; Mucoromycetes; Mucorales; Radiomycetaceae.
AUGGAAAAAGAUCAUACCCACUCCACUCCCAGUGCCGCGCCUGCCACACCAACCGUUGCUACUUUGACAUGCGACAUUCCCUCAUCUCCAUCAUUGGCAGAACACCCAUCACCAGAACAACCAAUGCAAGAACAGUCGUCAUUGGCAGAAGCGCCACGCAACAACCGAUCAGUGUCGCCGUUGCAAGUAGUAACAUCGCCACUCCUCGAAUCGGAUUCUAAGCCGAAAACAGAAAGAAUGCAUCGCAAGGUGGAAGAUCUCGUGGCCGCUCUAUCACAACUCCAGCAAGACCAUGCACGUCUCUCCAAUGAGUUGGAAACCGUUCAACAGCGAGAAAUUAUGCAUCAAACCGAACGCACCAAACUCAUCAAACGUAACACCGUACUGAAAGAGCGCGUCAAGAAGUAUAAAACAAAAUUGGCCACCAUCGCACUACAGGAACUCUGCACUGAAUCGACCGCCGUGACAUCCCCACCACAUUUGUCAUGCUCUUCUUCUUUUUCUCCAUUGUCGGAGGAUCAACAAUUUAACUCGUUCGUCAACACACUCCGCAUGAGCGGUCAAUUUGGCCAACUCGUGGCCGGGGCGCUUGCACAAGACAAUCUGGAUCCUUCCACCGCUCAAUCUUCAGGGCGUUCAUCGGUGGGGACGUGCGACAGUCAGACAAGUCAACAGACCCAAGAUACACUGCCUACCGCCGUCAGUGAGGCACGCGACGACGAUAACACGGCUCCUCCCAAUUCAUUGUGUGACGACACUUUGCACCAAAUCACGUCGGAAUUAGUGUCGAUCAAACUAGCCAACUUUGAAAUGGGACAAAAGUAUGAACAGCUUUGCCACAAGUACGAAGCCACGGUUCAUCAAUUACAAACCGCCCAAAAUGCUGAACGCAGCUUAUUACAGAAAACCAUGGCGCUCCAAACCGAGCUUGAGGAGCAUCAGUCUGAGAAGGAGUUCAUUAUGCAGGAGCACGAGGAGCUUCUGAAGGAGAAUGAGGAGCUCUUUGAUAAAUCCAUGGCCACCAAAAAGACCGCCUCUGAACUUCAACUGGAAAAAUUAGCACUCGCUGCCGAAAUCGAGAAACUCACCCACCGUGUCCAAGAUCUUGAAAACGAAAAACGAGAAUGGUUGCAACCACGCGGCACGUUUUCCGAAGAAGUGUUUGCCGCUCACUCCUUACUGUUUGGUCGUGACCGUGCUGCUGCUGCUGCCUUGUCGUCAUCCUCCACCAGUACCUCGCUCAACCGACGACAUACUUUGCAACUUGGCCGAUCGCAUGACAACACUCAAGGUGCCCAGUAUCAGGACGAAUAUCAGGCAAAAUACAUUGAAAGUGAUCUUCGUUGCCGCGAACUGGAAAAACUAUUGGCAGAAACCAAGGUGAAAUUAGCCGAAUACGAAUCUGGAGGUCCCAUUAGCCCUCGUGGAUCUCUGCAACAGCAACGUCGUACCUCCAUGUAUCUGAAACGCAACUCGACCACCUCGUUGUCCAUGUUAGCCAGUCGAGGCAGUACACCCACAUCGCCCAGAGAGCCUAGAGAAUCAACCGACAGUAUUGCGUCGUCCACGACCUCCGCCAUGUCAUACGCCAGUCCACAGCACUAUAAACGAUCCAGCAUGUACUCUCGCAUAUGGGGAGCUUUUGGUGCGCCGGUGGUCCCUCAACCAUCCGGUAAUCUUAAGACCACCAAAACCGAUAUUUAUGAUGAACCUCAAUCCCUGACCGCUACUGCCAUGGAUCCUCUUUGA